AUCCCGGUGAGGGACCCCCCGGUUUGUCCCGAGGAGCUGCAGAGCCGCCGGCCCCGGUUUGAGGAGCGACAGCGCCGGUAGCAGCAGGUUGCCCCCAUGGCGUCGUUCCGCAUCCGGCAGUACCAGGACCAGGACUACGAGGCCGUGCGGGCUCUGUUCGCCCGCGGCAUCCUGGAGCACGCUCCGGCCGGCUUCCGGCACAUUCUGCGGGCGGCUCGGGUGCGCCUGGCGCUGCUGGCCGUGUUCGUGGCCGCUCGGGCGGCCGCCGGCUCCUGGGUGCUGGGGCUGGGCACGGUGGCGCUGGCACUGGUGCUGCUCUGGGUGCUGGUGCGCUCGCUCAGCACCGAGUACGUGCGCGACGCGCUGGGCACCGACCUGUGCGACGUGGCCGGCUCGUACCUGCGGGCACCCGACCGCUGCUUCUGGGUGGCCGAGGAGGGCGGCACCGUGGUGGGCAUGGUGGCGGCGGUGCCCGCGGGCCGCGGCGAGCUGGAGCUGAAGAGGAUGUCGGUGAGCCGGGAGCACCGGGGCCGUGGGUUGGCACGGGCGCUGUGCCGGGAGGUGCUGGCUUUUGCCCGCGCCCGUGGUUUUGGCACCGUGGUGCUCAGCACCUCCAUGGUGCAGGUGGUGGCGCAGCGGCUCUACGAGGGGCAGGGAUUCCGGAAGGUGGGCAGCUCGUACCCCUCGCUGCUGGGCACUUUGCUGAACUUCCAGAUCUUUCACUACCGCUGUGAUUUGGGGGAUGGCACCAAGUAGGGCCCGAGCGGCGCCCAGGGGGCCUGGGAUGGCUGGCACCCCAAACCUGGCACACCAGCCCCAGCGCGGCACCGUGACCCCGGGACAUGAGGCACUGCCAUGGCACGCCUGGCGCUGCCGUGGCACCCGAACCCUGGCACACACGGCACUGUCAUGGCACCCCAAACCCGGCCCCAGGACACGAGGCAUCACCCCAGCACUCCCCUGGCACAGCAGCACCGACACAGCACCGCCACGAUCCCAGGACACGAAGCACCACCACGGCCCCACAGCCUGGCAUGUGUGGCACUGCCAUGGCACCGCCAGCCCAGGACAUGUGGCACUGCCUUGGCACCCCAACUCCGGGACUCCACCACAGCACUCCAACCCUGGCACCGCCACGGCACCCCUUCCUGGAUUUCCAGCAGCAGGAAAUAAAGAGAGACCUGUGGGAA
Messenger RNA from Sturnus vulgaris (Common starling), 1190 nucleotides. RefSeq names its product N-acetyltransferase 8 (putative) (gene NAT8). Lineage: Eukaryota; Metazoa; Chordata; Aves; Passeriformes; Sturnidae. Gene Ontology annotation, molecular function: N-acetyltransferase activity. The record is from RefSeq and is a predicted model, not a curated record.